This is a messenger RNA of Diabrotica balteata, 4700 nucleotides long. Lineage: Eukaryota; Metazoa; Arthropoda; Insecta; Coleoptera; Chrysomelidae. The record is from the annotation of a GenBank genome assembly.
GACAUUGAAUUGACGUUUAUUAAUAAAGUAAUCACUUUAAUCAGUUUCACAGUUCAACAUGUUAAGCGAUAAUAAUUGAUAUUCCCAAAAGAAAUUUAACAAAAACAAAACAUUUCCAAUGGAAUAUGUUCUUUGUUUUACUUAGCUUGUAGUGUUUCCCACACGAUAAUCAAAUGAGGGUCGGUAUUUGAUUAAUAAUGAAAAAUUUUGAUACCUAUGAUCCAAUCAAAGAUAAACAAGUUGGUUUACCUAAUGGAGAAAAUCUAAGAGCUGGAGAGUCAGAGCCUGAAGAUAAUUUUAAUACAAUAAAAACUGUAGCGAAGCAGUAUGACUUCGAUACUAAGCUGUGUUAUUCAAAUAAUUUAAGUUUAGACUGUAGAAGCCAAAGUUUACCAGACUGUAGUAAUAAUGACAGCCAGUUAAAUGUAUCUCUAGAUGAUUGUGAUUGCAGUAGACCACAGUAUGAGGAUAAUUCUCCUAGUCCUAAAAGUGACUCCUGGUUUAAGACUUUUAGAACAUGGCCAGAAAGAUAUGAAAAAUUAAAAAAUGUAGAAACAAGCCCUAAUUCCUCUGCAACAAAAUCAGAAAAUACUCAUGAAAGCUCUCAUUGUGAUCUUAUUGAUAACUCAAAUUUAAAAAAUAAACUCUCAUUUAAUGAAGCUUUACAAAACAUAUCAUUAGCUUAUAGUCCAAUAACAAAACAGUUACAUUUAGUUGACAAUCCUAAGAUUUGUGAGACUGAUUGUAAUAAUGACAAACAUUUCAGCAAUACUGAAGACAGUACAGCAAAGAAGUUGGGACAUAGAAGGACUGAAGCUGGAUCUUUUUCUAGCACUAUCUCCAGCUGGAGUGCUAUUAGUGAUCCUUCAACCUCUGGGAGCUUGAUAGGCUCUGAAGAUAGAUCUGUGUCUAGUUUUGAUAUCACCAAUUAUAAACCAAGGAGGAAAAGUCUCACUAGUUUCUUCUCCAAACAUGUAUUUACAUGGAAAGGUACAUCAAACGAACCUGUUAUUAGUGGCAGUGUGUGGAAGAUAUUCAGCAAACAACCCAGUCAAAGUGUUCAUGUGUCCCCUGUGCAUGGGGUAGCAAGUUCCUCUGCUUUAAUUCAGCAUGAGAGACCUUCAAACUUACCAGCGAAAUCUCAAGAUGAAGAACAAAGGCACAAAGAUGAAUAUAAGGCCAUAUUGGUGGCUGCUAAAAAGAAAGAGGCUCAAACAUCAGCUGCCAAACAGAAACAACAGAAGUUACAAUUAAAAGUCGAAGAACAACAAGCUACUGCUACCAAGCACUUUACCCAAAAUGUCCUUCCAAACUGGAAUACAAUGCGUUCAAAUAAGAAAACUCUUGAUCUCUGGUGGCAAGGAAUUCCUUCUAGUGUCAGAGGAAAGGUAUGGAGGCUAGCUAUAGGCAAUGAACUGAAUCUCACUCCUCAACUUUACGAUAUUUGCCUUAAUAGAGCCCAAACUCGUCUCAAUAAUACUGAUGGAAUCCAGUGUGACUCUGAAGGAGAUCAAGAAAGUAGUAUGGAUGUUAUACAGCUAGAUAUUUCAAGAACUUUUCCACAUCUGGGAAUAUUUCAAGAAGGAGGACCUUAUUCUGAAGCUUUACAUUCACUUUUAGCAGCAUAUGUGUGUUACAGGCCCGACGUUGGAUAUGUCCAAGGAAUGUCAUACAUAGCAGCGAUUUUAAUUCUUAAUAUGGAGCCCUGCGAUGCUUUUAUAUGUUUCUCAAACUUACUUAAUCAGCCGCUCCAUCUUUCGGCAUUUACUCUGAACCAAAGUAGAAUGCAAACAUACUACAAUGCCUAUGACCAAAUUUUUAGUUAUAAUUUACCAAAACUUCAUGCUCAUUUCACCAACUCUGGACUGACGCCCGAUUUGUAUUUGCUGGACUGGAUAUACACGAUAUACGCAAAGGCUAUGCCCUUGGAUAUUGCUUGUAGAGUGUGGGACGUUUUCCUUCGUGAUGGCUAUGAAUUUAUUUUUAGGACUGCUCUAGGAAUACUUUACUUGCACCAAGACGUUUUGAUGCAUAUGGACUUUCUACAAGGAGCACAGUUUCUUACUCAUUUACCAGAAGAUAUAUCGGCAGAUUCUCUCUUUAAAAGUAUACAGUUAGUUAACACCACGAUAGGCAAACAAACUUUUAGUCAAAUUGUCGAUAAGUGUAAGUUUAGUUAGUAUAUAUUUAAAAUAUUUGAUUUCUUCUGGAGGAUGCGUUUUGAUAAAAACUUUAUAACGUACAGUGCAUUGUAAAAUCAGAUCAUUUAGUUCUUUUCAAAUUUUGUGAUAUUUGUAUAAUAGACUUUGUCGAAGAAAAGGUGUAUCCUUGUUUUGAUAUCUUUAACACAAGUGUUGAGAUACAAAAUGUAGACUUUCUUUUUUUUUGAACGGAUAACAUACUGCCAAUGGACGGACGUGCUUGUAUACAUGUUUACACGAUUUAUACGAGAUUUUAUACGGAACGGUAGCACCUCACCUUAAAGCACUAGCGUUUCUCUUAUAACGGGCCGGUAUCCGUCGAGCCGAGGAGAACAGGUGUGCAUCCGUCGACGAUUGAUCACCGGACGGGUAUCCGGUGCAUUUACUAAUCUUGAUUAUAAGUUAAGCAACACUGAGUUCAUUAUAAAAAUGGUACGUAGAUCUAGAAGAAAAAGGAGUUUAUUUUGUGUGAUUAUUUAUCACGAAUAUUGAUAAUACCACAAAUAUAAACAAACGAGGACUUCUUUUAGAGAAGCAAGUUCUGAAGAUAUACGUGCAUAGUCCCAAAGACGUAUUGGUGUGGAAGUGGAGGUUCCGGAAGGGCUGUUGAAGACUCCACAGAGAGAAUCGCAUGCUCGACGUAGCAAAAAUUGACUCUAACUCGGCAACUUUAACUUAGAAAGUGUAGGAUGAAUUUAUAUAUUACUUUGGUACAACAACCUGUUGGUAACACGUUUAUUUAGCAAUUUUUUAUAUUUUUUUAUUUUUCCAUUUCAAUAUAAGUACUCUCUUUCUGCAUGCUUGCCCCGCGCUCCGUGCGAAGUUUCUACUGUCGAUCAUCUUCUGACAGGCUGUUGAGUAGUUGCACUGAUUUUUGUUUUACGUCCUCUAACUUGUGGCGAGUUUCUUUCAAGUAGAAUUUGAUUUUUGGAAAAAGGUAAAAAUCUCUAGAGUGCUAAAUCUGGUGAAUAGGGCAGGGGUUAUAUGACUGUAACGUGGUUUUUGACCAAAUAGUCUUUACCAGAGUGCGCUUUGUCACAUUUCGUGUAUCUGUUUGCAAAUUUUUUCCCGGAGUCAUCGUAAAACGUUUAAAUAGUAAUAUUAAUUAACUGUAUAGCUUUGUGGCAGACAUUCCAUGUGAAUUACACCUUGUCUAUUUAAGAAAAUAAUUCAUAUCGCCUUGAAUAUGUACUGCCCUUCCUAGCUAUUUGGAUUCUCGAAGAGUUUGGAGUCUCUCACUAUAUGUAUUGAAAAAUCUAUGCUUCGUCCCAAGUUAUGACACUUGACAAGAAGUUUAAGUCCUGUUCGAUGCUUCCCAGGGUGUCAGAAUAAAUUUCAUUACUAUGCAUCUUCUAUUCCGUCAUUAGGUGACUGGUUACAAGCUUGGCAUAGACUUUCCUCAAGCUUAAUUUGUCUCACAGUUUCUUUAUUAAUGUUCACAUAUCCAGCAAUGAUUCCAAUACUUAAUUGGCGGUGUGUUCAGAACUAUUUCUGUCAUUUUUGAACUUUCAAUUCACUUUUAGAAGUCACAAGCCGCCCGGAAUGUUCGUCAGCAACUCGGCAAGUCUUCAAAAAACAAAAGUUUAUUGCUUUGGACAGCUUUAAAACCAAACUAAUUGUUGUUUUUGCUGAAAUUGUGACAUAUGUCAGUACCGUAAGUCUAAUGUAGCGCCGUUUAUCGAAGGCUAGAUUAAUACCAAUCCAACCUCUUAUUCUUUUUACAAUAAGUAAUAAUCUCUGUCGGUCAGAUAGCCAAGCGGGCUAGGCGGCCGAUUCUCAUUCGCUUCACUGUCGAAUGGUUCAGUGGAUGUGGGUUCGCGCCCCAGCUCAGUGUACAGAAAAAUAAAAAGGCUAACGCAGCAGUUUAAAAUUCUAGAUGAAUCUGCGGCUUAGACUAGAAUAUGCUGGUGUCUGAUCGGCCUAUGGUGGAGCAGUACAGCAAGAGAUAAGGGCUUGCGGCUCGGUGAUACCUCUCCAUAGAUCCCUACCGGAAGGGCGUGCCGCCUAAAUACCGGUGUAUGUAUGUAUAAUAAUCUCUGUUUGCAACAAUAUCAACUAUGGUGCAAUAUAUUAAUGAAAUUUUGAUUGUAUAAGCAGAAAAACUGAAAAUUUCUGUUUGACACCGACAAAUUUUAGCUCAUUUACUGAAUACUCCGUUUAAGAUUGGCUUUAAAUUAAAGUAAGGGUCCAAAAAAAUGCACUCAUUGUUUUUUUACGGUUAAGAUAUUAAUUGUUUACAAGAUUUAACGAUGCACUGUAUUUAAAAAAUGUCUAAAACUUGAGAACUGAUAUGUUAGAUCUAACGAAGAAAUUAUUAGGUAUGUUAUCUAAUGUAAUAGAAUAGUGUUACUCAGAUCCGGACUCUCGUGAAUUUUUUAACUAGUAGGUGCUUUAAGUUUUAAUAUUUCCGAGGCGUUUUAUGUUUUUUUUUCCAUGCCUUAUAUUGGUGUUAAAACUAUAAUAUUCUGAAACUGUUUUAAAUAAAAGACAUAGAACAUG